Helianthus annuus (common sunflower) is the source of this 1020-nucleotide messenger RNA. Its product is annotated as cytosolic sulfotransferase 12. Gene Ontology annotation, molecular function: sulfotransferase activity. The record is from RefSeq and is a predicted model, not a curated record. The coding region runs from base 1 to 1020 and encodes 339 amino acids. The transcript has a single exon. Lineage: Eukaryota; Viridiplantae; Streptophyta; Magnoliopsida; Asterales; Asteraceae. Gene Ontology annotation, biological process: sulfation. Gene Ontology annotation, cellular component: cytoplasm.
AUGUCAAGCUUUCUAUCCACACUUGUAGGAUCAAAAGAAGAAGAAGAAAAAGAAGAAGUAGAGUAUAACAUCAUCUGCCAGAAGCACAAGUUGUUGCUACAAACACUAACCAAAGGCAAUGGUUGGAGGGUACAACACUUGUAUAACUACAAGGGCUUCUGGUUAAACCCUAACACCGUUAAAAACAACCUCCUUCUACACACCUAUUUCAAAUCUCUUCCCACCGACAUCGUCUUGGCUGCCUUCAUGAAGUCCGGGACUACCUGGCUUAAAGCCCUCAUGUUCUCUACCCUUAACCGCCACCGCUACAACUUCUCUGACCACCAUCUCCACAACCACGGCCCUCAAAGCACCUUCCCAUUUCUCGACUGCGAAUCCUACCCCAUUACCGACUUCACCAACAUCCCUAUCAGUCCUCGACUCUUUGCUACCCACUAUUCAUACACUCUAUUACCAGCAUGCAUCAAGUCUGGCAAGAUAGUCUAUGUGUGUAGGGACCCAAAAGACGUGUUGAUUUCCAAGUGGCACUUCAUGAGUAAACUCAGAUCAAAAGAUUUGCCUCCCCUUUCGUUAGAUGUAGCGUUUGAGCUUUUUUGUCAAGGGGAGUCAGAGUACGGGCCGUUUUGGGAACACAUACUGUCGUACUGGAGAGCUAGCUUGGAAUCUCCGGAGAAGAUUCUGUUCUUGAAGUAUGAGGAAAUGAAGAAGCAACCGGAGGUGGUGGUGAGAAAGCUGGCUGCGUUCAUGGGGAAGCCGUUUGCGGAGGAGGAAGAGGAGAAAGGGGUGGUGGGGGAUAUUGUUAAGCUGUGUAGCUUUGAGAACUUGAGCAAUCUAGAGGUGAACAACAAAGGUGUCGAAAAGUUUGGCAGCCUAGUGGAGGUCGAAAAGAGGGACUUUUUUAGGAAAGGAGAGAUUGGGGAUUGGAAAAACUAUUUGAACGAAGAGAUGAAGGAACGUAUUGAUAGAAUUACUGAUGACAAGUUCAAGGGCUCAGGAUUGAGUCUUAAUGCAACGGUUUGA